CGCAUAGGAUGUACCAUGUAUGGGCUUUGGGCGUGAAAAUUUAGUCGUCAGGUGACAUACUUCCUCCAACGGUCGCACACACAUCGGUAGAAGGGCUAUUUCCCCGGCAGCAAGCAGUUUCUUGUAGUUCGGUUUGCUUUACUUAAUUCUACAACGCCUAGUUUCGCAUCAACGUCGCAUUAUGGCUGUUUCGGGACCCAACCUGCUUCGUGCUGGAGCACCAUGGCUUGCUAGGCAAGCGCAGCAGUUAGCUAGCGGCCUGGCAGUGGCGACAUCCUUGGAGUCCCAGAGGUUAGGACUUGCGUUGGCGGGCUUCACCACGACAAGCGCAGCAGCCCAUGCACCUGCGGAACCAGCCACAGCAGCCCAAGCAGCGGCCUCGACCUCAGCCCAGCAGGCGCCCGCUGCGGCCGUUGAGGCGCUUCGACGGAAACUUGCGCACGGUCCCGACUUCUCCGACUUCGUGACGGGUCAGGAGGUGGUGGAGAAGUACAGCGUGGAGGCACCCAGCUGGACGGCGAAGAAGCGCAAGCCUGACUGGAUGAAGCGCAACAAGCUGCCCGGGGGUGACAAGUACACGGACAUCAAGGCCAAGCUGCGCGAGCUGAAGCUGUCCACGGUGUGCGAGGAGGCGCGCUGCCCCAACCUGGGCGAGUGCUGGGGCGGCGGGGACGGUCACACCGCCACCGCCACCAUCAUGCUGAUGGGGGACACCUGCACGCGGGGCUGCAGGUUUUGCGCCGUGAAGACCUCCAAGGCACCUCCCCCGCUGGACCCCCAGGAGCCGGACAACGUGGCCCGGGCGGUGGCGGCCUGGGGGCUGGACUACGUGGUGCUCACCAGUGUGGACCGCGACGACAUGCCCGACGGCGGCUCCGCGCACAUCGCGCGCACCAUCCGGCUGCUCAAGGAGGCGACCCGCGGGUCGCUGCUGGUGGAGGCGCUGGUGCCCGACUUCCAGGGCAACAUGGACUGCGUCAAGACCAUCGUGGACAGCGGACUGGACGUGUACGCGCACAACGUGGAAACCGUGGAGCGGCUGCAGAGUGUUGUUCGCGACCGGCGAGCGGGCUGGACGCAGAGUUUGAACACGCUGCAGCGAGCCAAGGAGAUGGGGGCCAAGGUGACGAAGAGCAGCAUCAUGCUGGGGUGCGGGGAGACGCAAGAAGAGGUGGUGGCCACCCUGGCUGCGCUCAGGUCGCACGGUGUGGACGUGGUGACGCUGGGCCAGUACAUGCGCCCCACCAAGAAGCACAUGGCGGUGUCGGAGUUCGUGACGCCCGAGGCCUUCAAGGCGUACGAGCAGAUCGCGCAGGACAUGGGCUUCCUCUACGUGGCCAGCGGACCCAUGGUUCGCAGCUCAUACCGCGCGGGGGAGCUGUACAUCACCAACGUUCUCAGGGGACGACAGCAGCAGCAGCAAGGGGGGCAAGAGGAGCAGCAGCCGCAGCAGCGAGUGGAGGGGCAACAGGCGCAGUAGUAGGGGCGGUGCGACUCAUAGGAGCGUCUAGGAGCUGGUUUUCGAGCGAAGCAGCAGCAAAACAGGCAGCAGCGCAGGACUGGGCGCUCUGAGUGCCCUGGAAGGGCAAACGUGGCCCCCAGUGAUAGCUACUGGGCUCUCAUCCUCUUGAGGCUCUUUGAGGUCUUUCUGCCCCCCUCAGCUGCCCCCCAUUGUGCAGCGACUGCUUCGGUAUGUGCGGUGGUGACGCGAAGCCCCCUUGCAGCGCAUGAAGCCCGCGUGCCAGGUGGAUAGUUGCAGGGCAGCUGCUGCCUCGCACCCUCCCGCAAGGAGGCAGUGGCAGUCGAGGGCGGAGUCACGUCAUGCUGCUGCUGCGACCGCUUUAGGGGGAGUUGCUGGAGACACGCAGGGGCUCACAGCGGUGGUGAGCUGCGGCAUACCACUGCGGGUGGGUCUUGAGCGGGGAGGGGGCUUGAGGGGGUGGCUUUGGGUGCGUUGCCACGGAGCGAUUGGAGGUGUGAGGCGUACAGCGCCUUCUUCAUAGUUGCAUCUUGCGUGGGGUGGACGAGGCAACCAUGUGCCGUGUGUGAGGAGCGCUGGCCGGGCGCGCAUGCACGAGUUGUGUAGUGUGGAGGCGGUUAACGGAUGAGGUGAUGCAGUGCUGCAUGUGGCCCCGGCCCCGGGGGGGUUGUUGGGGUUGAGGCGGGAUGUUUAGUGUUCGCAUAGGCCAACUACUACCAUUUACUGUGUGUGUUUAAGUGCAAGGCGCAAUGGAUAAGGACACCGCCGGAUAGGGUGGUGGGGUUGGAUGCAUGGGGAGGCUCCGGCGGCUUUGCUCGCUUGGGUGCACGACUUAGGCUUGGGUGGUAGCGUUAUCGUGCCGACGGUGAGAGUGCUGGUUGAUUGUGGCACUGGUUUUGAUGUCAUGUACAGGCAUAGCAUAUGGGUAUGUUGGAAACGGCGUUUUAUUGCUUUUUGUGGUUUGGGCAUAAAUCAUCUUUUGGAUGGAGUGAGCGCUGUGGGCUAUUUAGUUGACGGCAGAGGUUGCAUUGGUGUAAUGCUGGCUUACCGUAUUUCACAUGUGUGGACAGUUACAGCUUACAGGAACCCCUAACGACUCUGACAGGACUUCGACGCUGUGUCAUGUUGUGCCGUGGUAUGGGCUCUACGGCCCAAGUGCCUUCUCUCCUCCCCCUGCAGACGAUCUUUUCAUAUGGGCCGGUUCCUUGGUCGGCGCACAUGUCGUGGUCCUCAUGUGGUGGCCCCCGUGUGGUGAAGAUAACAGACAUCGCUGUGGUCGAUGCUGCCCAUAUGGUCAUAAGGGGGUGUACGGUGUACGUAGGAGGAAUAGUAAGUGAAAGCCCUCGGGCUCCUGUAUGCCUGCUGGGAUGAGGCUCUGUGUGAUUCGGUUUGCAGCAGACGUCCCGCAAAUUCCGUUUGCCUCCGCUCGUCAGUGUAAAGCGAC
Astrephomene gubernaculifera is the source of this 2924-nucleotide messenger RNA. NCBI's taxonomy places the organism in Eukaryota, Viridiplantae, Chlorophyta, Chlorophyceae, Chlamydomonadales, Astrephomenaceae. The record is from the annotation of a GenBank genome assembly.